CCCAUUUCGAUUCUAAUUAGGGUGGCCGCGCCUAUUUCCCCUUCUUCUCGUAAAUUACUGUUUUCUUAAAACCCACCUCUGGCAGCUGGGGUUUUAGUAGUUGUAUUUUCCAUCGAAGAACAGAGGCAAAACUUAAUACCUUUUUCUCUUUGCUUCUCAGAACUACACAGCGGAGGAACUUGAGGGGAAAAUCUAAAACUAAGAAGAAUGGUGUUUGGUCAAGUAGUGAUUGGCCCCCCUGGUUCCGGCAAAACCACUUAUUGCAAUGGCAUGUCUCAAUUCCUCCAACUUAUUGGACGGAAAGUUGCUGUUAUCAAUUUGGAUCCGGCUAAUGAUUCUUUACCAUAUGAAUGUGCUGUGAAUAUUGAGGAUCUAAUUAAGCUGAGUGAUGUAAUGGCUGAACAUUCUCUUGGUCCCAAUGGAGGCCUUGUAUAUUGCAUGGACUAUCUCGAGAAGAAUAUUGACUGGUUAGAGUCUAAGUUAAAACCUCUCCUUAAAGAGCACUAUCUUCUGUUUGAUUUCCCGGGUCAGGUGGAACUAUUUUUCCUUAAUGAGAAUGCGAAGAAAAUGAUAAUGAAACUUAUAAAGAAGUUAGAUCUUAGGUUGACCGCAGUCCAUUUAGUUGAUGCCCAUCUUUGCAGUGAUCCAGGGAAAUAUGUGAGUGCAUUGCUCCUCUCAUUAUCAACUAUGUUACACUUGGAGCUUCCGCAUGUCAACGUUCUGUCUAAGAUUGAUCUUAUUGAAAGCUAUGGAAAGCUAGCUUUUAACCUGGACUUCUACACAGAUGUCCAAGAUUUAUCGUAUUUGCAGUAUGAGCUCGGUCAGGAUCCUCGCUCUGCUAAGUAUAGAAAGCUUACAAAGGAGCUUUGUGAGGUGAUAGAAGAUUUUGGAAUCGUCAACUUCACGACUUUGGAUAUUCAGGAUAAAGAGAGUGUUGGAAAUCUAGUUAAACUGAUUGACAAGACCAAUGGAUACGUAUUUGCUGGAAUAGAUGCAAGCGCUGUUGAAUUCAGCAAAAUUGCAGUUGGUCCUGUUGAUUGGGACUACUACAGAGUUGCAGCAGUGCAGGAGAAAUACAUGAAGGAUGACGAAGACACUGAUAACUAGGAGUAGUGAAACAAAAUAUUGCUUCACUGGGAAAUGAUGGGCACAAUGUGGAUUUCCUGACCUUUCUGGAUACUGCAAACUAGGAGUGCGGCGCUCAUUUUUGUGCGCUCUCAUCCGUGUUUAGUCAUUACUAAAGUUUCUUUGCAGUAAUGAAAUGCACCUAGUCAUUUUUAUGAAACUUUUGUGUACAACUGAAUAUAUGGAUAGGUUCCUCUGUAUUUGUUGUACGCAGGGUUUUAGCAAUCCUCUGAUUUCAACAUGCAUUUUCCGUCAUUCUAAUACUAGCAAAUGUUGCUCAUCAA
Molecule: messenger RNA, 1409 nt
Organism: Nicotiana tabacum (common tobacco)
Lineage: Eukaryota; Viridiplantae; Streptophyta; Magnoliopsida; Solanales; Solanaceae
Source: RefSeq, a predicted model, not a curated record